CUGUUGUAGCGAGGAGGAGAGUUUAGGGACCCGGAAAGGCUUCAACAAACUAGAGUUUGCGCGACAACGAUUUUCCACGACAACCCACGACCCAGACGGCUAUCACACACGCCGCGAUGGACGUAUCAAUGGAUCUAGAUGCCCCCGUGGUUAUCAAUCCCCAUAUGGGGGGGACAGCCCAGACGGGCGCAACAAUCCUGUGCUGCAACUGCGGCGCCCCGAUCGACGGCACAACGGCAGCCGGCGCGCUCUGCUACGACUGUAUCAAGACCACGGUCGACAUAUCCCAGGGCAUCCAGCGCGAGGCGGUGCUGCACUUCUGCCGCGACUGCGACCGGUGGCUGCUGCCCCCCGCCAGCUGGGUCCUGGCGCCACCCGAGUCGCGCGAGCUGCUGGCGCUCUGCCUAAAGAAGCUCAAGGGCCUGCACAAGGUCCGGAUCAUCGACGCGAGCUUCGUCUGGACGGAGCCGCACUCGCGCCGCGUGCGCGUCAAGCUCACCAUCCAGGACGCCGUCCAGGACGGCGUGCUCCUGCAGCAGUCCUUCGAGGUCAUCUACAUCGUCUCGUACCAACAGUGCCCCGACUGCGCAAAGUCGUACACGGCAAACGUGUGGCGCGCCAGCGUCCAGGUCCGCCAAAAGGUCCUGCAUAAGCGCACCUUCCUCUUCCUCGAGCAGCUCAUCCUCAAGCACGGCGCGCACCGGGACACAAUCAAUAUCAAGGAGGUGAAGGAUGGCAUCGACUUUUUCUUCGCGGCCCGCAAUCAGGCCGAGAAGUUUGUCGACUUCCUGAGCUCGUCCGUCCCCAUCCGCAUGAAGAAGUCGCAGGAGCUCAUCUCGCAGGACGUGCACACGUCGACAAAGUCCUACAAGUUCACAUUCUCCGUCGAGCUGAUACCUAUCUGCAAAGAGGACCUGGUUGUCCUCCCCAUAAAAUUGGCCAAGCAGGUCGGCAACAUCUCGCCCCUAGUUCUCUGCCACAGGGUCGGAACGGCAGUCAAUUUUAUGGACCCGAGCACCCUACAGACUGCCGAGGUCCCGGCCUCGAUAUAUUGGCGCCACCCCUUCCAUUCGAUUGCCGAGUCCAAGGAUCUGGUUGAGUUCAUCAUCAUGGAUAUCGAGCCUCUCGGCACGCAAAAAGGCAAAUGGAUUCUAGGUGAGGCCACUGUCGCACGGGCGUCGGAUCUGGGCGUCAACGACAAGACGUACUUUGCGCGCACCCACCUGUCGGGCCUGCUGCAGGCCGGCGACUCGGUGCUGGGGUACAUGCUCACGGGCACCAACUUCAACAACGAGGAGUUCCAGGCGCUCGAGGACUCGCACGCGUACGGCUCCACGAUCCCGGACGUGGUGCUGGUCAAGAAGCACUGGCAGCGCAAGCGGCGCAACCGGACCCGCAACUGGCGCCUCAAGCGCAUGGCCAAGGACGAGGGUGAGCUGCUGCCCAAGAAGGCGGACCAGGAGCGCCUGGACGCCGAGUACGAGCAGUUCCUGCGCGACGUCGAGGAGGACGACGAGCUCCGCGCCACCCUGGCGCUCUACAAGAGCUCAAAGAAGUCCAAGAGGCAGCCCGAGGCCGAUGCCAUGAGCAUCGCCGAGACCGAGAUGACGAUGGGUGACGACGACGACGCACCCAAGGUCAACAUGGCGGAGCUGCUGGAUGACAUGGACGAGCUCGCCAUCGAGGAUGAGUAGUGGCCUUUGUCAUCCUUUCCUUCUACUUUGUCACUCGUUCUCUCUCAUUCUCCAUGGGUAGGUCACAAAAAGUCAGUGGGGGCACGGCGCUCUGGGAACUUGCAUGAUAAACGGCGUUUUUUUUUGUUUUACUCUGUAGUAAUUCUACAACUUUGAUACCUUGUUGUUGCAGGCAGAAGGG
Gaeumannomyces tritici R3-111a-1 is the source of this 1875-nucleotide messenger RNA. RefSeq names its product nonsense-mediated mRNA decay protein 3. Gene Ontology annotation, biological process: ribosomal large subunit export from nucleus. The coding region runs from base 117 to 1694 and encodes 525 amino acids. Gene Ontology annotation, molecular function: ribosomal large subunit binding. Lineage: Eukaryota; Fungi; Ascomycota; Sordariomycetes; Magnaporthales; Magnaporthaceae. The record is from RefSeq and is a predicted model, not a curated record. Gene Ontology annotation, cellular component: cytoplasm; nucleus. The transcript has 2 exons.